This is a messenger RNA of Nematolebias whitei (Rio pearlfish), 1593 nucleotides long. It is a transcript of the gene asz1, whose product is annotated as ankyrin repeat, SAM and basic leucine zipper domain containing 1. Gene Ontology annotation, cellular component: pi-body. The record is from RefSeq and is a predicted model, not a curated record. Bases 9 to 1421 code for a protein of 470 amino acids. Gene Ontology annotation, biological process: piRNA processing. Gene Ontology annotation, molecular function: protein binding. The transcript has 13 exons. NCBI's taxonomy places the organism in Eukaryota, Metazoa, Chordata, Actinopteri, Cyprinodontiformes, Rivulidae.
GGAGACACAUGGAGAGCUUCAUGGACCGUGCCUUCCCAGCUGGAGGUGAAAGCGACACCAGUAAUGAUGAGUGGGAAGUCGACUUCGUGUCUGCCAAGAAGUCCUCUGCCAUCAAGAAUCUGGAUGAUGUCGUGUGUGGAGACAAUGUUUCCGUGCUGAAAAAAGCCAUCAGUAAUGGAGACACAGACACUGUUGAGCAGCUGCUGAACAGUGGGAUGGACGUGGAAACCAGACUGGGCUUUGGAUGGACUCCUCUGAUGAGUGCCGUCAGUGUGGCAAACUAUGACUUGGCCAAACUGCUACUGGACAAAGGAGCCAGUGCCAACUUCAGCAAAGAUCAUUGGACAGUGCUCAUGGCCAGUUGCACUGCAUCUGCAAGUGAGGACAGAAUUGCACGUUGUGUGGAGCUGCUGCUGUCAAGAAAUGUUGAUCCCAACGUGGCGGGCAGCUCUCAGAUGACCUGCUUGAUGUUGGCAGCCAGGGACGGCUACUGUAAGAUCAUAAACCUGCUGGUGUCCCACGGUGCCAAACUCAACAAGCAGAACAAGAUGGGAUACACAGCGUUGUCCGUAGCAGUUCAGUACAGCAGAGAGGAGGCGGUGUUGAAGCUCCUUCAGCUGGGGGCAGACAAAUCCAUAAGAACAACGAGCGGCAAAAGUCCUGCUGAUCUGGCUGAGAUCUUCGGGCACACGCAGAUCGCGCACAUUUUGACUUCAUCCCACCUUUCUGCUGCUCAGGCCGUCACUUCUGUGGACGAGAGCCCGUCUACAUUCUUCAAGACGAACUCUGAAUACCCAUCCUCUACGAAGAGUGCCAACAGGCUUGAUGAACUUGAGCUUUUCCUGCACGGCCUUGAUCUGGGCUACCUGACCAACAUCCUGUCUGAAAACGAUGUCACAUGGAACAACCUGCUGACCAUGGAGAAGGAUGACUUUGAAAAGAUUGGUAUCACAGACCCAGAGGAGCAGCAGAAGGUGAUGAGGGCUGUGCAGCAGAUGCACCUGGACAACGUGGACUUGGACUCAAUUAGCCCUCUUGGAGCUGGAGACAUGGGGAGUGAAGAUCUACAAAACUUUCUCAUCAGUGUGAGACAACAGUGCUGCUACCUGACAGAAACUGUUCAGGAUGUUGUGAGCCGUUUUCCUCGUCACGCCUCUCAGUUGGUCUUCUCGCUGGACCCAAAGAAGGAAGCCCAGACUGUGUGUAACCAGCUCGUAGUCGUAACUAAAGAUCUGCAAAAGGAAGUCAUCUGCCUCCGCAGUCUGCUGUGCCAGAUGGAUGAAGCCAAAGAUUGCCAUCAGCUCCCUCAGCCUCCUUCCUCCAGCAGCUGGAGAGCGUGGUUUCUGACCGUCACCGGUACCAGUGCGCUCGGAGCCGCCGCCAUCUUCCUGCUGUGCAAGGCUGCCGGCGGCAGGGCGUAGACCUUCACGAAGGUCUUCCAACCUGCGUACGUCUGUCAGACUUCCUGUUACGAUCUUGUUUCCUACUCCAAGUUCAGUCGUAAGAAUUUUAUUUUUAAGAGAUAUUUCAAAAAGUUUGUUUUGGUUUCUUAGCUCUUCAGCGAGUUUUGGUCCCAAGUCCUUUUAUUAGUUU